UCAAAUGAACAAAAAAGAAAACAACCAGUUUUCUGUUGCAGUGCAUUAUCAAAUAUUAAAAAACUUUUAGAUCGAUUACGUGAUGCACCUUUCUUUUACGGAUUGAAAUACUUCAUAUUUGCAAUACUUGUUAUUGUAUUUUUAUUAUAUUUAGUAUAUCUUAUUUAUAAGAUUAUAACAGAUAUUCCAAUUGAAUCAACCGGAUAUAUUAUAGUUGAUGAAAUAGAUGUUCCCGUAAUCAAUCUUGGUGAUCAUCGAAGUUCUUGCAAUACAUUCAAGGCAAACAAAACCAUCAAAUAUACAAAUACUGAUAGCUCAUUAGAUGAUUUGAGACAGAUUGGUUUUUAUUUUAAUAUUCCAAACAUAAGUAUAGAAGAAUCAACCAAUAUCGGCAUAGCAUCUCUUUCUAUACAGCUGAUUUCACCUGAUUUCAAUCCACUGCUAAAUCCAAAACAAGUUAAAAGUGAUAUGGACAAGGCCAUUUUGUCAAAUUUGCAGCUUCAAUGGAAUUUUGUUGCUGGAAUGGCCAAUUAUGUUGCAUUGGUUAAAUUUAGGACAAUUGCUUAUAAGACCAUUCUUCCGAAUGAUGCUCGUGCAAUAAUCGGGUUGACACCAAAUUAUCAUGUUACUUAUUCUUUAGAAAGUGAUACCCAUUAUUUUCCUUUUAACACUAACCCAUCAGGAGUACCAAAUGGGACAACUGGUUACUUUUCUGUAGCUGCUGGCAAUUUUAUUCAAGAACAGACUAUUGAACAACGUUCAUACACGGUUUUCAGUGCACUUGCAGCAGCUGGUGGCUUUACUGUUGCGCCUAAAAAUAUUAGAUCUAAUGACUUGGGAAAAUAUGAUUCGAGGGAUAGGGAUGUUACUGAUAGCAUUUUGGAACGCCUUGCUGCGAUUGAAAAGUGUUUAAACAUUAAACCAGAACGAAAUAUUGUUUACGAUACAGAACGAAAUAUUACUACAAUAGAUGAAUCAGUUGAAGGUUAA
Messenger RNA from Dentiscutata erythropus, 990 nucleotides. Lineage: Eukaryota; Fungi; Glomeromycota; Glomeromycetes; Diversisporales; Gigasporaceae. The record is from the annotation of a GenBank genome assembly.